AUGUCAGCCCAAGAAAUUAUUUUAAGAAUUCGUCACCCAAAAGGUUUUAGCAGACUUACAGUUAACUCUAAGGAUACUGUUAAAAUAUUAAAAGACAAAAUUAGCGCCCUUGCAUAAUUGCCUGUUUCAGAUUUUAAGAUAUUUUAUGAUUAAAAUUAUUCUUCAACUGCUUAGUUACUUUCACCUGAUUCUACUUCUCUUAGUUUAAUUCCUAAGUUGAAAAAUGGUGUUGAAUUGUUCCUCAAGGUACAAGCUUAAAUGGCAAAUCCAACUUUAGAGAAAAAAAGAUCCCUAAGUCCUACACUAAAAGCUUAAAAUUAAUAAAACCUACUCUCAGUUAAUUGUAAUCACUCCCUCAAUCAAAGAUGUAUUAACUGCCCUCCUUAAAAUAACCCUAAAGAAAAAGAAAAAGAUGUUAAAAUACCUGCUUACGUAAAUAAAUGUACUCAUCCUCCAGGUGGAUCUUGUUUGAAUUGCAUAGACACUUCUAAGAAAGAUGAAAAGCUUGAGAAGAAAGAAACUUAAAAAUGGCUUUGCUAACAUGGACCUAAUGGAAAAUGUUCUCACUGUAUAGAUGCAGAUUACAUUUCAAAUAUUAAGCACGUAUCAUUCACUCACUUCUUAGAUGAGAAGAAACUUAAAUGUAAAGGUGUUCAUCCUCCCACUGCAAAAUGUCCAAACUGUACUCCUCCUUCUGAACAAAGAAUGACUGUUGAAUUAAAUUGUAAAAACCAUGAACCAUGGCCUAAGGCUAUGUGCAAUAAUUGUCUUCCACCAAAUGUUGUUGUUUAUAGAUAACCCUAUAGACAUGUAGAUUUCGCUUAGUUUAUGAAUGUUAGAGAAGUUAGCAACUUUGUAUAAGCAUGGACAUAAAAUUCUCAUGCAGAAUAAAGAGUUGGAUAUAUGUAUGGUUAUUAUGCAGAAGACCCAAAUUAUAAGGGUGGUGUUAGAGCUAUUAUUGAAGCCAUUUAUGAACCUCCUUAGAUAGGUGAUAUCUCUGGAUUUUAGAUUUUAGAAGAUGAAAAUGAGACUCUUGUUAACACAAUAGCAGAAGCUCUUACUUUAGAAAAAAUAGGAUGGAUUUUCACUACAAUUAAUCACGAUACUUUCUUAUCAUCUCACGAAGUUCGUAUGGCUGCUAGAUUUUAAGAAUAAUAUAGAGUACUUCAUGAAUCUGGCUAUCCUUUCUCCACAUUUAUUACCACAGUUUUGAGAACUGGUAAGGAUAACCCAAGUGAAAUUAAACCUGAAGUAUAUAUGGUUUCUGAUUAAGCAUAGGUUUUAGAAAAAAAUAAUGUAUUUGGAGAUAGCGAAAGAAGAAAGUUUAUGAAAGUCAGAGAAUCAAAAGAUGAGAGAGAUGUUUUGCCUUCUAUUAUCGUAUCUGGUAAAUAAGUAAAUGAAUUUGAACCUGAUUUCUUAUUAGUAAAUGUUGCCCAUGGUCAUUCUAACCAUAAUAAAUUCUCUAUUGUUAAGCAUGCUGAUUUCCCUGUAGAAAACCGUUAAGAAUAAAAUCCUAAUGAAGUGAAAAAAUACUUACAGAAAUUCAAAAAUUAGAAAUCAUGGGAGAAAUAUUCUGAUUUCCACUUAUUAAUCUACUUAGCUAAAUUAGUGGAUUUAGAAACUACUUUAGUAAUUGCUGAUGCUGUAGCUAAAGAAAAAGAUGUUCCAGAAACCUGUGAAGAAUUAAUUAGAGGAAUAGUUGGUUUUUGA
Tetrahymena thermophila SB210 is the source of this 1710-nucleotide messenger RNA. Its product is annotated as NPL4 family protein. Gene Ontology annotation, molecular function: ubiquitin binding; ubiquitin protein ligase binding. The transcript is spliced from 11 exons. The record is from RefSeq and is a predicted model, not a curated record. Gene Ontology annotation, biological process: ubiquitin-dependent protein catabolic process. Lineage: Eukaryota; Ciliophora; Oligohymenophorea; Hymenostomatida; Tetrahymenidae. Gene Ontology annotation, cellular component: nucleus.